UUCUGUGGCACAACAUCUCUGUUCUGCGGUGAUGGCUGUAUCGAUGGCUGCACCAAAGUCAAGCAGCCAUCGGGCAAAAGCACAAGCGCCCGCGCAAAGACUAUUGGUUACUACGAAAGCUGGUCAUAUGCACGGUCUUGCGAUUCCGUUGCGCCGGAGGACAUUAACCCAACCAUGUGGACGCACAUCAAUUAUGCCUUCGCACUCAUCAACCCGAGCAAUUUCAAGAUUGCGAAUAUGAACCAAUACGACGAUCUCCUUUACCCCAAAGUCAUCGGCCUCAAACUACAAGCCCCUGGCCUCAAGGUUUUCAUCGUUGUGGGAGGUUGGGAUGCUGGAGGGAAGGUCUUCUCCGACAUGGUCUCCACCACAUCGAACCGCAAAGCCUUUAUCGACUCAACAAUACAGUUCUGUAAGACACAUGGAUUUAAUGGUAUUGACAUAGACAGGGAAUAUCCAGUUGCGUCGGAUCGCGGAGCUUCCAAGUCUGACUUCUCCAACUUUGCCACACUCAUGAAGGAGCUCAAGUCCGCGGCGGGCAAACUGGGCGUUUCCCCAAGGCUUCCAAGCAGUUAUUGGUAUCUGAAAGGCUUUGACAUAGUCAACCUUGAACCGAAUGUUCACUGGUCCAAUUUCAUGAGUUACGGCAUCUAUGGAACUUGGGAUGGUAACAAUCCGUUCACCCAAGCUGUUGUCAAUCCGCACACAAGUAUCACUGAAAUAUCCGCUGGUCUGGAUCUGCUGUGGCGUCGAAACAACAUCCCAAGCGGCAAGGGUGUGCUUGGCCUAGGCUUAUAUGCUCUCUCAUUUACGCUGAAUGAUCCAUCUUGCAAGAAGCCAGCCUGCGCUUUUGCAUCUGGCGCAAAGCCAGGUGAAUGCACGUACACUUCCGGCGUGCUAUCAAAUGCCGAGAUCCAACGAAUCAUCGAUAAGAAGAAGCUCACUCUAGUCUUCGAUCAGAAAGCGGGUGUCAAGUGGGUUGUCUGGGACAAUGACCAGUGGGUGUCUUAUGAUGACGCAGAUGCCUUCAAGAUCAAGAUGGACUGGACAAAUAAGCUUAGCCUCGGUGGUGUUAGUGAGUUUUACCACGCUUUCAUCGAUGCAACAUUAAAUUACUUACAUCAGGACAGUGGUAUGGUCACUGGAUCUGGACAAUCAAGACUCUCAAUCGGCGCAGUAUCUCAACUCGGGGGGGGCGACAUGGCCGACACCAACGGCUUCUCAAGACAGAAGAUGGUGGCCGACUCGAAGCAAGCGUAUACUGGGAAGCUGGCAUACUGGACACCUUGCAUGUCUGAGAAGCAGCGGAAAGACACAGGCUGCCCCCUGGAUACCACGAGAUUCUUGUCGGUCACGGGAAGACGUUUGAUUCCGAAGCGUUUGAACAAUCCACAGGUUGUCACGGCAAGGAUAAUAGACUGCUCUGCUUUAAUAACGAACUAGUGGGGAAGAAUUGCAACUGGAACUGAAACUCAGAUGGG
Trematosphaeria pertusa is the source of this 1481-nucleotide messenger RNA. Its product is annotated as glycoside hydrolase family 18 protein. Lineage: Eukaryota; Fungi; Ascomycota; Dothideomycetes; Pleosporales; Trematosphaeriaceae. The transcript is spliced from 3 exons. Gene Ontology annotation, molecular function: hydrolase activity, hydrolyzing O-glycosyl compounds; chitin binding. The record is from RefSeq and is a predicted model, not a curated record. Gene Ontology annotation, biological process: carbohydrate metabolic process. The annotation marks the transcript as partial.